AUGCCGUCUUUGGACAUUAUCGAUCACUCACCCCACCAUCCGGACCCCUCGCCACCUAUUCCGACGGCCUCUAACUUGAUUUUGAUUGACAACUACGACUCUUUCACCUGGAACGUUUAUCAGUAUCUCAUCCUCGAAGGCGCGAACGUGACUGUCUUCAGAAAUGAUAAGAUCACUCUGGCAGAGCUGAUCGACAAGAAGCCGACACAGCUGAUCAUCAGCCCUGGGCCUGGACAUCCCACUACCGACUCUGGGGUUAGUCGAGAUGCCAUUAAGCACUUUUCCGGCAAGAUUCCCAUAUUCGGCGUAUGCAUGGGACAGCAGUGCAUUUUUGACGUCUAUGGAGGCGAGGUUGGGUCCGCGGGAGAAUGGCUCCACGGCAAGACGUCUCCUUUGACGCAUGAUGCUAAGGGUGUUUACGCUGGUCUGCGUCAAGGUCUUCCGGUCACUCGAUACCACUCACUCGCCGGCACCCGUGUUACCCUUCCGAGCUGCCUGGAAGUCACUUCUUGGGUUGCAACAGAGGACGGGUCUCCCGGGAUCAUUCAAGGCGUGCGGCACAAGGAGUACACCAUCGAGGGCGUCCAAUUCCACCCGGAGAGUAUUCUCACCGCCGAGGGUCGCACAAUGCUCCGCAACUUCUUGCAGCUUCAAGGCGGUACUUGGGAGGAGAAUGCCCAACUCCAGAAGGGCUCUGCAACCAACGGCGGUGCCACCAAGACCGCGGCUUCUGCGCCGACUGCGAGCAAGAAAAACAACAUCUUGCAACAAAUCUACGCCCACCGUAAGGCUUCAGUUACCGCUCAGAAACUUAUUCCCUCACAAAGACCUGCGGACCUGCAGGCUGCCUACGAUCUCAAUGCCGCCCCACCCCUGGUCCCAUUCGUUGACCGUUUGCGCCAAACUCCAUUCGAUGUGUCCCUUAUGGCAGAGAUCAAACGAGCUUCGCCUUCGAAGGGUGUUUUCGACAUCAAUAUCAACGCUCCGACCCAGGCCCGAAAAUACGCCCUUGCAGGCGCCAGUGUUAUCUCCGUUCUGACUGAGCCUGAGUGGUUCAAGGGGAGCAUUGAGGACCUUCGGGCCGUGAGACAAGUCUUGAACGGCAUGCCCAAUAGACCGGCAAUCCUUCGCAAGGAGUUCAUUUUUGAGGAGUACCAGAUCCUCGAAGCUAGACUAGCCGGUGCCGACACGGUUCUGCUAAUCGUUAAGAUGUUGGAGACAGAACUGCUGGAGAGGUUGUACAAGUACUCUCUCUCCUUGGGAAUGGAGCCGCUGGUCGAGGUUCAGACUGCCGAAGAGAUGACGACUGCUUUGAAGCUUGGUUCCAAGGCUAUCGGCGUCAAUAAUCGCAAUCUGGAGAGUUUCGAAGUCGACAUGAACACAACAAGCAGACUGAGAAGCAUGGUCCCGGAGAAUACCAUCAUCUGCGCUCUCAGCGGCAUAAACAGUCACAAGGACGUCAUCUUGUGCAAAAACGAUGGGGUCAAUGCUGUGCUCGUUGGAGAAGCCAUCGUCAGAGCACCAGAUACAACAAAGUUCAUCAGAGAAUUGUGCUCGGGAACCGAUGCCGAGGCCGAAUCAGUCGCGACCCAUCCACUGUUCGUCAAAAUUUGCGGUACACGAACCCCCGAGGCUGCCCUCGAGGCUGUGAAAUCCGGUGCUGACCUUGUCGGCAUUUGUCUGGUUCCGGGAGCAAAACGUUGCAUAUCAGAUGAGACGGCGGCGGCGAUCUCUGAGGCAGUGCACUCCUUCACACCCUCGAGCACACGCGCGCCAUCAAGCGUACCUACAGAGUCUGCCACAGACUAUUAUACAGCUUCUGUUGCCAGACUGUCAAGCCCCCGUCCUCUUCUCGCUGGAAUCUUCCAGAAUCAACCCCUGGAUGAGGUGCUAGAGAAGCAAAAGCGCUUCAGCCUGGACAUUGUUCAGCUCCACGGGAUUGAACCCAUCGAAUGGGCAAAUCUUAUCCCUGUCCCCGUCAUCCGGGCCUUCAAGCCUGGCAAUAUCGGCAUCGGUCUGCGCGGCUACCACACGAUCCCCUUACUUGACUCCGGUGCUGGCUCCGGCAAGCUUAUUGACGUCUCUAGCGUCAAAGAUAUACUUGCAAAAGACGCCGAACUUCAAGUCUUUCUUGCUGGUGGCCUGAACCCUGACAACGUGCUUGACGCGGUCAAGGCUGUGGGUGAGUUCAGCAACCGCAUCUUGGGCGUCGACGUCAGCAGUGGGGUAGAGGAUGACGGCAAGCAAAGCCUGGAGAAAAUCAGAUUGUUCGUCAAGAAUGCGAAAAGCUUUCGAUAG
Colletotrichum destructivum is the source of this 2298-nucleotide messenger RNA. RefSeq names its product Putative N-(5'phosphoribosyl) anthranilate isomerase (PRAI) domain, aldolase-type TIM barrel. The record is from RefSeq and is a predicted model, not a curated record. NCBI's taxonomy places the organism in Eukaryota, Fungi, Ascomycota, Sordariomycetes, Glomerellales, Glomerellaceae. The coding region runs from base 1 to 2298 and encodes 765 amino acids. Gene Ontology annotation, molecular function: phosphoribosylanthranilate isomerase activity; anthranilate synthase activity; indole-3-glycerol-phosphate synthase activity. Gene Ontology annotation, cellular component: cytosol. Gene Ontology annotation, biological process: L-tryptophan biosynthetic process. The transcript has a single exon.